Messenger RNA from Blastomyces dermatitidis ER-3, 1664 nucleotides. RefSeq lists its product as uncharacterized. Gene Ontology annotation, biological process: protein targeting to vacuole; late endosome to vacuole transport via multivesicular body sorting pathway. NCBI's taxonomy places the organism in Eukaryota, Fungi, Ascomycota, Eurotiomycetes, Onygenales, Ajellomycetaceae. The coding region runs from base 281 to 796 and encodes 171 amino acids. The transcript has 4 exons. The record is from RefSeq and is a predicted model, not a curated record. Gene Ontology annotation, cellular component: fungal-type vacuole membrane; Vps55/Vps68 complex.
GGAGACUGCAAUCAGACGCACGUGACCAAGCUCGAUCAAUCUGACGUCGCCAUUUGACGGUUGCGAACAAACUGAACAAGAUAUCAAACACAUCCGCUGCGGACUCACAGAGGCUUACCGUGGAGCAUCCGAACAUAAUACGAGGGGAUAUUAUAUGCUUAAAUCCUUCUCUUUGCGCUCUUUAAACAAAUAGAUAACAUAUAAUUACCCGUCCGCUCCCCGCUCCCUUGACUCAAACAACCACCAAGCUUCAACAUCCUCACAUCUUUGCUCACCCGCCAUGGACGACUCGGAUAACCGUCUUUUCCGCUUCACAAAGCCACAAUGGCUAAGUAGCGCCAACGCGCGCACGGCUGGAAUCUACGCCUCCGGCGCUCUGUUCUCCCUCGGUUUCUUCUUUCUCGUCGAUGCCGCCGCCUACUCCCGCAGCUACGGCGGCCUCGUCCACGUGAAGUUCGUCGACUGGAUUCCAGGCAUUUGCUCUGCGCUGGGCAUGCUGGUGAUAAACUCCAUCGAGAAGUCGCGGUUGAGUGCGGAUUCGUACAGCUAUUCCGGGAAUGGGGUUGCGUGGAAGGCACGCUUUGUGCUGUUUUUGGGCUUUGCGUUGUUGGCUGGGGGGUUGGCGGGGAGUGUGACUGUGCUUGUUCUUAAAUACGUUAUUAAGGACUAUCCGCUGAAAACGGUAUACUUUGGGAUUGCUAAUGUUAUCGCUAAUUCCUUGAUCAUGAUGAGCUCCGCUGUGCUAUGGGUAUCGCAGAAUAUGGAAGAGGAUUACACAUACAGCCUGACGUUGUAGGAUGCCGUCGAGAUCACGGUACAGGCAACCGUUUUAUGUCUUCCUGGAGAGCUUUUGAUCGCGAUUAAAUCCUUUCUCGUAUUUCAGCUACCAUAUGUCCCUCUUUUCUUCCCCUUGUCACGUAAUUCUCGUUCUUUUGGGCCCGAAUGAUUUGGUCGUUUCACGCGAGUUGUUCCGGCGUCUGUGGUGCGAUCUUUAAGAUUUUCUUUUGACCUGGAGAGCGCUUAUCCUAUCCCGUUAUUGUUGUCAUUAUUUUAUCCUUAUGACUCGGACUUUAGUUCAAUGUAUGAAUCCAUCCCUUAAUUGACAUAUUUUUUAUUUUAUUUUAUGGCGUGCUAGAUAGCGGUGCGGCAAUACGACAUUAUGCAUUUAUCAUACGAUCAAACACCCUGUUUGAAUGCCACACGUAGGUCAUGAUAGACAGACGGACGUAUAUAAUAAAUAUAAUAGAGAAAGCAAGAACUUUAACUAUCCAUUUUUUUAUCCCGCGAAACGCCAAUGUAUAUAUCCUAACCCAUGCACAUAAAAUCAUACAACCAAUGAAAAAACUCAUAACCACCUCCCAAGAGGGGGAGGGCAAAAAACAACCCAAUCCUGAUAUAUCUAUGCUGGUUACGCCAAAGCACGUCUCAACCAGUUAACCAACUUAUCCACACCAUCCAUGUCGCUGGCGUCAAAGCCUUCUCCCAACUCCUUCCUUACAUCUUCGGGUAUAUGUCGCAGCAGCUCAUCUAGGGCGGGCUGGUGAUUGCGGAUGGCGGAUGAGAGCGCAUAGACGGCCUUGCGUCGCACGGUGGUCUCCGGGUCGUUCUGUGAGAGGGCGAAGAGGGUCGAGAGAGCUGUGGGGGCUUUGGAGAGGAGCUGUUAU